AGCAUCCUAUUUCUUACUGAAACAAAUGAUUGAAUGAAUGAUUUCGUUUUUCUCCUGUUUCAGUCACAUGUAAAAAUGAUAACUCCUAUGUUGCUGAAGUUGUUCAUUUUUGCAUCAGUUUAUCAAGAGUGUCAUGGAGAAGACAGUGUUGAUCAGCCAGAUCGACACAUCUCUGAAUUCGAACAAAGAUCAGUAACAUUACAAUGCAAAUAUAAAACAACUUCACCACAACCAGAACUUUUCUGGUACAUCCAGAAAGAAAAUGACUUUCCUAAAUACAUGCUGAGGAGAAACAAAUAUGGAGGUAAAGAUAAUGAUGCUCAGUUCCAGAAGAGAUUUGACUCUAAAGUGUCAUCAGAUUCAGUUCCACUGACGAUCAAGAACCUACAUGUAUCUGACUCUGCUGUGUACUUCUGUGCUCUGAGGCCCACAGUGACAGGAAACACAACAACACUGUACAAAAAACCUGACACACAUCAUUGCAUCUACACAGGGGCGGAUUUAGACAUUUUGGGGCCCAAGGCAAACACAGACAUGGGGCCCUCUACAUUGUCAUCUGGACAGGACAGGGUUGAACAGUCUUCAGAAGAAAUGACUGCGAGUGAAGGAGCUCAAGUUAUUGUAUGGUGUAAAUAUAUUACCACUGAUACAGCCCCAUACCUCUUCUGGUGCAAAGGCUUUCCUUUAACCAGUGGUGGGGCAAAAACAAGAGAAAGGGUAGACUGUAUCAUCACACAGAAAGCAGGAAGUUCCAGUGUGUUUGAGAUUGAACCUGCAGAGACUCACAGUAACACAGAUCUACAGCUCAGAGCACAACAUUAA
Messenger RNA from Carassius auratus (goldfish), 822 nucleotides. RefSeq lists its product as uncharacterized. The transcript is spliced from 4 exons. Lineage: Eukaryota; Metazoa; Chordata; Actinopteri; Cypriniformes; Cyprinidae. The record is from RefSeq and is a predicted model, not a curated record. Bases 34 to 822 code for a protein of 262 amino acids.